This is a messenger RNA of Trichomycterus rosablanca, 1030 nucleotides long. RefSeq names its product intelectin 1 (gene itln1). NCBI's taxonomy places the organism in Eukaryota, Metazoa, Chordata, Actinopteri, Siluriformes, Trichomycteridae. The transcript has 7 exons. The coding region runs from base 35 to 844 and encodes 269 amino acids. The record is from RefSeq and is a predicted model, not a curated record. Gene Ontology annotation, molecular function: oligosaccharide binding.
GAAUUAUUUCAGUCCACACAGCUGCAAAGAAGUGAUGGAGAAAUAUAAAACUAGUGAAGAUGGUCUGUACUUUCUGAGCACUCCAAGUGGUGUGGUAUAUCAGACCUACUGUGAUAUGACGACUGCAGGAGGUGGAUGGACUCUGGUUGCCAGUGUUCACGAGAACAAUAUGCAUGGAAAAUGUACCACCGGUGAUCGGUGGUCAAGUCAGCAGGGUGGAAGUGCUAAUGUACCUGGUGGAGAUGGAUCAUGGAGUAACACUGUCACGUUCGGUUCUGCUGAGGCUGCAACCAGUGAUGACUACAAAAAUGCUGGAUAUUAUGACCUGGAGGCCAAGAACGUGGCUGUUUGGCACGUACCGAAUGACAACCGAGUGGAAAGUUGGAAACAGACAUCUUUUCUGCGCUACCACACUGAAACCAACUUCCUUAAUCAAUCUGGAGGAAACCUCUACCAUCUGUUUAAGCUUUUCCCUGUGACGUACAAUGUGGGAUCAUGUCCUGCUAACACAGGCCCUUCUGUUCCAAUCGUGUAUGAUGUUGGUAAUGCUGAGUCAACCCAUAACCUGUAUGGUCCCAACGUUAGAGCCAAUAGCGAGCCGGGUUUCAUCACGUUCCGAGCAAUUAACAGUGAAAAGGCUGCAAUGGCAAUCUGUUCAGGAGUUAAACCCACAGACUGCAACACUGAACACAGUUGUAUAGGAGGCAGUGGGCACUUUCCUGAAGACAGUCCGAGGCAGUGUGGCGAUUUCACGGGCUUGGAUUGGAAUGGUUACGGGACCAACAUACACUGGAGUGCCAGUAAACAAAUAACCGAAGCAGCAAUGCUCAUCUUCUAUCGCUGAGAGAAAUGCCUCAUUUAUAAACAGCACCGAGGCCGACCUCAUGCUAACUCCAGCUAAACAUUUACCAUCUUCUGCUUUAUAUCUGUCAAAGCCCAAGAAUAAAAAAGAAAAAAAAGUGUAAAAAUGACUGAAAUUAAAUAUUGAUAACUGGUUUUUCUGGGGCAAUAAUAAACAUGAAUAAUGACA